This is a messenger RNA of Seminavis robusta, 3003 nucleotides long. NCBI's taxonomy places the organism in Eukaryota, Bacillariophyta, Bacillariophyceae, Naviculales, Naviculaceae. The record is from the annotation of a GenBank genome assembly.
AUGGCGGCGAACGCUCGUGUUGUUGUUGGCGGCAGUAGACCGUGCUGGCUGUGGUUUCUCGUGGGGGCUGCCAUGAUACUACUGCCGGCUACCAACGCCCAGACGACGGCGGCUCCUCCGUCAUUAUCCGACGUUACCAUUGGAGCUGCCCUGGAGUUGUGGAUGAUGGAUGAGUCGGCGGCCAUCGAGCAAUACGGUCGGAUCGAAGACUGGGAUACCUCCCAGGUAACCUCGUUUCGUUAUCUCUUUCAAGAUAUUACCACCGAUUUCAAGUACAAUCUCAAUGGCUGGAAUACCUCCCAAGUCACCACGAUGUUUCAUAUGGCACAAAAUGCAUUCGGCUUUGACGCCCAAAUCGAAAACUGGGAUACCUCCAACGUUGAAGAUUUUACACGAUUAUUCAGCGGAGCCACCAGCUUUAAUGGAGACCUGAGUCAAUGGAAUACGGGCAAAGUGCUAUCCAUGCUAUACGCCUUUGAACAGGCUUCCGCAUUCAACACAGACAUCUCUCAAUGGAACACCAGUGCUUGUCAGAGUAUGCUUUCCAUGUUUGAAGGAGCUACAUCAUUUGACCAAGACUUGUCCCUUUGGGAUAUCAGGAAUGUGCUAGACGUCCGAUUCAUGUUUUCAGGGGCUUCUUCCUUCAAUGGAGACCUUGCGAAUUGGCAGUUCAAUCCAACAGCCGUACUAUUUAAGGGCAUGUUUCAAAACGCGACAAGAUUCAAUAAUCCAGGUAUAGAGCAGUGGAAUGUCGAACACGUCAAGGAUAUGGACUCCAUGUUCCUCAACAAUGAACGGAUGGACCUAGAUUUCUCCCUGUGGAAUACAUCCAGUGUAGAAACGGCGGUCUCCAUGUUUGAGGGAUGCAGUUCAUUCACAGGUGGAUAUGGUUUGGAUGCAUGGUCGACAUCUCGAGUGACAACGAUGGACGCCAUGUUUCGAGACGCGGAAGCAUUCGAUGGAUCCAUUGGAGGCUGGGAUGUAGCAAAAGUCACCUCCAUGUACCAAAUGUUUCGCGGCGCCCGAUCGUUUAACAAUGACAUUGGUGCUUGGGAUGUUUCAUCGGUAAACGAAAUGGAAGCCAUGUUUCGGGAGGCUCAUUCGUUCAAUGGAGCUAUUGGUUCUUGGGAUGUUUCCUCUGUCACGAGCAUGCAGGAGAUUUUUAGAGAUGCUUCCUCUUUCAAUUCCCCUAUCAGUGGAUGGGACGUCUCAUCGUUGACAUCUAUGAGGAACUUCUUCUCGGGAGCGUCCUCAUUCGAGCAACCCUUGACAAACUGGAACACUGCCAGCGUGGUCGACAUGAGUGACAUGUUUUCCCACAUGGCAACCUUCAACGGGGACUUGUCCGGGUUGAACACUGCCUCUGUCACAACAAUGAGAAACAUGUUCUUCAAUGCCAGCAGUUUUGAAGGAGCAGGCUUGGAAACCUUCAACACGGCCAGGGUCACAGACAUGCGCGAUAUGUUUUCACGUUGCUACUCCUUGAUUGAUCCAGAUCUCUCUAGUUGGGAUAUGUCUUCCGUCACAACCAUUCGUGGGAUGUUCAGCUACUGCUACUCAUUCAAUUCACAAAGUUUGGCCAACUGGAACACUGUGUCACUAAAGGAUAUUGGAUACACUUUUGUCUACAACGAAGAGUUUGAUGGAUCUCUCGCCGGUUGGAACACUGCUUCCACAACUGCCAUGGAAGGUUUCCUUCAGGGUGCCCUUAGUUUCAACCAGGAUACAUUUGGAAACUGGAGUACCGACUCUGCCUACUUUUUUGAUGCAUUCUUUCGUGGUGCCCAGUCGUUCAAUCAACCAGUUCCUUUCAACACUUCGUCGGCUCUUAGCAUGAGCAUGAUGUUUCAAAGUGCCUUUGAAUUCGCACAACCUGAGCUGAAUUUCGACACUUCUAAAGUGCAGGACAUGAGUUACAUGUUCCGUGACGCCUACAGGUUCAACGGAGACAUCAGCAGCUUCAAGACAACUAACCUAAUCAGGGCGCCUGGAAUGUUUCAAAAUGCUUCAACCUUUAACCAAGAUUUGACCUCGUUUGAUAUGUCCAACGUGGAGGAUGUCAGCGACAUGACAUCUCUCUUUGAGGGAACCAGCUUUGCCGGUAACUUGUCCGGCUGGGACACCGGACUGGUGACGUCCUUCUCACGUAUGUUUGCCAACAACCGCGAGUUUGAUGGAUCCUCCAUUUCUGAAUGGGACACUGGCAGUGCCAAUGACAUGAGCAGCUUUUUCGACGGUUGUGAGAAUUUCCGAGGCGAUGUGUCUGAUUUUGACACGCAAAACGUGCAGGACAUGUCUGCCAUGUUUCGUGGGGCAUCCAGUUGGACCUCGGACAUUUCGAGAUGGGACACAAAGAAAGUUGCCGAUAUGAGCUACCAGUUCGACGGAUGCUCGUUCUUCAACAACGACCUAGAGGGCUGGGAUACCUCCAAAGUGAAAUCCAUGGCCGGUCAGUUCCGCGGUGCUGCUUUCUUCUUUGGUUUGCUUUCCUCUUGGAACACAAUAGAAGUGAAGGACUUUUCCUCCCAGUUUGAAGGGGCUACUCGCUUUGAUGGUGAUGUCACAGAGUGGGACGUAUCAGGAGCCAAGGACAUUUCCGGGAUGUUUCGCGGCGCCACUUUAUUCAACAGAGAUCUGUCUGGUUGGAACGUCGGCAAGGUGCUGGACAUGUCGGAGCUUUUUCUGAAUGCCAGCAACUUUCGGCAAACGCUCUGUUGGUCAAUGGACGAACGCGCAACAGUAACUGAUAUGUUCAAGGGCAGUCAAGCAUGCUUUGACGAACAAUGUGUCGAUGACGAGGUGAUGGAUGAAUUGAGUUGCCCCGGUGGCAGCGAUGGCGAAACAAGUCAGAUCGGAGAAGACAACACAAACAUUGGAGGCGUCGCUGUUGCAAUUAUCAAUGAAAAUGCGUCGACGUCGGGCGCACAGGGAACGUCCAUUGUGCUAUCUGCAAUAUCGCUGCUUGCAUGUGGUUUUCUGCUUGCAAGUGGCGUUCUCUACUAA